Molecule: messenger RNA, 4118 nt
Organism: Odontomachus brunneus
Lineage: Eukaryota; Metazoa; Arthropoda; Insecta; Hymenoptera; Formicidae
Exons: 1
Coding region: 3165-3758 (197 amino acids)
Source: RefSeq, a predicted model, not a curated record
AAAUUAGGAUUAUUGUGAAAAAAAGCAAGUAAUUUUUCCAAAACAUAUAGAUUUAUUAUAUUGUAUUAUAUUUUUUAUUUUAUAGAUUUACUUUAUUUUAUUUAUUUUUUCUGGGGUCUAUUUGACCCCACAAUGCAUAAUAAGGGUUAACGAGGAACUUAACGCACAUAUAUAGAAAUCUUUGUGCAAAUUUUUCCAAUAUUUUUGAGCUUCAAAGUUUAGUUGUAAAGAUACAGAAAUGUUCCUCGAAAUUUUCGUUAACAGAGCAAACUCGCGUUCAAAACAUACAAGUUAUAGACAAAUAUUUACUUUAACUGACAAAGCGUUGUCUGACAGGCUAAUUUACGCAUAAAACAUUAACUCUGAAAUUUCUUUAUCAUUUCUUUAUCAUAUAUCGAGUAAUACUCCAAUUCGUUGUCGCACAUAUUUUUAUUGUGUAAGAGCGUUUGUAAUUCUACGCAGUCAAUACCAUGUAAACUUUGCAGAAAAAAAUCAGCAUUGCGUCGAUAAAAAUUUCGACUCCGGAAUAGCAUCCCCUUAAAAGGAUACCGAAGUGGAUGACGAACUCGAAAAAUGUCGAUGACGUAGUGGCGAUCGUCACUAACACGAUCAUACUAUCAUUUUCUUGUAGAUAUAGAUAUUUCUUGUAAAUCUUAUAUAAUAUGUUUUAUCUAGCAGGAAACAUAACCACGCAUAUAUAGAAAUCUUUCUGUAAAUUUUUGUAUAUUUUUGAGCUUCUUGAAAUUCAGUUAGUAAGAAUAUAGAAAUGUGCCUUGAAAUUUUCGAACGAGGCAAAUAUACGCGCGUACAAACUGUAGAACUUUUGCAUCAAGUAUAAGUAUUUACGCCAACUGUCAAUUCGUAAUAUCAAUAUUAAAAUUAUCAUUUUUAUCACGUAUUGAGCAAUAAUGCUCCAAUUCAUCACUGCGCGUGCUUUCAGUACAUAAAAGCCAAUCGUUUAUGUUAUAUUGGUUGCAGAGGAUUACAAAUCCUCCUACGACGUAAACUUUGCAGAAAAGAGUCACUAUUCCGGGCGGUAAAAGUUCUCAAAUAUGGCAUUUUCUUAAUGAACUUUAUAAAAAAAUCCGGAGUACGCGAGCGGGGAGAGGGAGAAAAAGGAGACCCGCGUUUAUGACGAUAACGAUAUCAAAUCACUGUUUUUCGCGAGUAGAGACUUUCUAGUUAGAGUCCUGGCAUCUCAGUCCUGCUGUUUGAUUGGUCUAGUUUCUAAAGUGAUCGGAAAUGGCGGAAUGAAGGUUUAUUCAGAUAAAAGUAUUUCAUUUGAAGAGAUCUUUAUUUAAAACAGAAAUUGCACAUAACUAUAAUUGGACGUAACAAUAUUUUGUUAAUAAAAUAAACAUUUGAAAGGACGGGAAAUAGUUGUUUACGUGUAGCAUACAUUGCCAUGUUCUUACUGCUAGAUACUUUCGACUUUCGUUGUAAUGAUACGUAACGAUAUCAAUCCAUAAUGCUCGCUUCUCAUAUUUUGUUGGCACAAUCGCCAUACAAAUUUCUUUAUUACUUUUAUUUUUAUAAUUUUGCACGCAACCAAUAAUCAUAUUUACAUUUUAUAUAACGCCACACAUCGCGCUGAUAAAAAUUUCUUGUGGAGGUUAUCUAUGGAUAUACUGAAAUAGAGACGUUAUUUUCGAUUAUUUUAUAAUGAUAAAAUUAGGGAAAAAGAUGUUUUUUUUUUUUUAAAUAGAAUUUGAAAUAUUAUGUAUCGUAAAAUGGAUGACUUUGGGACUGAUGUGGUGACUUAUCUUGUAUAGAUAGGUGUAUAUAAAUUUGGUAGCAACUUUAUCAUUCCUUUAUACUCAAAAAAUGGACUUAUUAUAUCUAAAUUAUAACGAAAAUCAUUUGAUUAUAGAUGUGAUGUGCUUAUAGAGAUUCUGACUAUAGAGGGUCUCUAUCUGCGAGCGAAGUGGAGCGCCGACUUCUGUGCUUAUCCCCUCCCUUUCCCCCUCUCCUCCUCUGCCGCCCUUGAGCCACGGCACGGAAAUCUGUCGUGUGCGCGCGACAGUAGCUCUAAUAAAUAACCAGAAAGUCACGUGCGCCGCGGGUAUAAAUUCGCGCGCUCUCCGUGGCCGAGACUUUUGCGUAACUACGCGUAUGUAUAAGCGCGCAUGCAUCCGUGUAAAAGCAGCGCGCGUGCACGCGCUGCCGCACGAGCGGUGUCGCGAGAUGGGGGCACGCGCGUAUAUAAAGUAGCAGCGGUCCUAAUUGAUAGGUCGAGUCCCAAUUUCGGGUCAAGUAUACCGUUACACCGUUUUUUCUACCGGCUAAACCGGCGCAACCACACGGCGCGCCCUGAGUGCAAUUUUAUUGUUCCACUGUGAGGAUCAGUUCACUUCUCCGGUGUUUAGUGUUCCGCUGACGAAAUUGGGGCAAAAACAUCCCACCGAGCGCGCGCCUUUUGCUCCAUCGUCUUCAGAGAAGACGACGGCACACCGGUGCAAAUUUAAGUUGUGAUUAUAUGUCCGUGUUUCAAGACAUGAUAUUACACGUGCAGGGACUUUGUUCUAAUUUACUUCAUAACGUUAUUUUUAGUUCCGACGUGUCUAAUAAUAGCUGCGCAAUGACAUUAACACGUUUUCACGUUCAAUCCUAGAGCUUUAAACAUGAAUAAAAUUUUGCCGGCCCAUUAAGGGGGACUCUACUUUACAAGGUCGGAAAAAGUCGAUUUUUUUUCUCAUAAAUUGAUAGUACAACUGUUUGAGAAUAUGUUUCUAAAAUUUUAGAGCGAAUUUUGAAGUUCUUCAGUAGAUUCAGCGCUUAUAACUGGAGCGGCAAGCCGAUCGCAAGCAGACACAAUUCUUAUUGCGACAACAAAUCAGAAGCAUCAGUGGUGCUAUUGACGCUUCUGAUUGGCUGUCGCAACAAGAGUUGCAAUCGACUUGCAACUAAUGUAGAACGAUCUUUAUGUAGAUGGGGCUUUAUGCGGAGCGCGCUCCGUCUCUCGAUUAUUUCUUUUCAUUGGCUCAUUAUAUGUUCGUUAAACGAAUAUGAGUCAGCGUUUAUAUAUACCUGGUUUGAAAAUUUGUUUGUACAUAUAAAAAAAACACAAGUUUGGCGGUAAAGGAAAGCUGACAGACGUUCUAAUAAAAAAGUUAACUACAUAUUACGGGUUUGCGAUAAGGAGAAAUUUAAAUUCUGUAGCUGACAUGAAAAAAACGAUAUGGACAACGUUAGAACAUUUAUGUUCAAGGAAUGAAAAUUCGCGGCACGAUAAAUAUCCGACCGGAACCGACAGUUGGUGCCAAUAUCGAAAGUAUGAGGCGAUGGGUACAGUGGAAAACUAUGACCAUCCCCCUCCACUCCACUCAAAUAUCGAGAAGCAUUUGAUUUCUAUUUCUAUUUAUAGAGAUUUAUCAAAUGAAAAUUUGUUAACGAGAUCUCUGAGUGGACACACCCAAAACGCUAACGAAAAUUUCAACUCGACCAUCUGGAGAUUGGCGCCAAAGCACCUCAAUUGCGGUGCAAAAAUAAUUGAAACAGCCGCUUUUAUUGUCGCCGGCAUUUUCAACGAGGGAUAUUUUGCCAUUUUAAAAUUUAUGAAUGAAUUAGAAAUUAAUAUUGGACCGGAAUGUAAGCAAUAUGCAAAUAUGUAUGAUACACAGCGAAUCUCUACGCAAGAGCGUCGACGAACAAGUAGCACGAGAGAGGCCCAAGCAACUCGUAGGAUGGCUCAAAUUGCUCAAAACGAAUUUAAUGAGGAAGCUGAAGGGCUACUGUAUGGCUCUGGAAUAGCAGAUUAGCUUCUGAGCACUGAAAGUAUUCAAGAAUUAUACCGAAAACUUUAAACGCGUUUUUCUCAAAAUCUGUUUCUUGCAUUUUCUUCAAUUUUAUAUACACGAUUAACAAAAAAUUUGACGAAUCGACUUUUUAUAAAGCUAAUUAGUUAGAUAAUGCUAAACCCUCCUCGAUGAACUUAAAAAAGUAAAAAAAGAAUUAAUAUUAACUAUUUCUUUUUUGCAUAAAGAAAUGGACACUACAUGGUGAAAAUCGUAACUUUAUCUUCAAAGUCGCACAAAAUUUUAAUUUUUAUAUAUAUUUUUUAAUUUUAUAGGUUCAUUUAGGAUAAAAUUAUAUAAGAAUUGAAAAUAUUUUUUCCAUUU